This is a messenger RNA of Toxoplasma gondii ME49, 2772 nucleotides long. Its product is annotated as ubiquitin interaction motif domain-containing protein. Lineage: Eukaryota; Apicomplexa; Conoidasida; Eucoccidiorida; Sarcocystidae. The transcript is spliced from 2 exons. The record is from RefSeq and is a predicted model, not a curated record. Bases 1 to 2772 code for a protein of 923 amino acids.
AUGGUGGCAGACCAGACGCCCCACACAGGCUCGCGUCGCCGUCGCGAAAGAAGCUCGGGUCGCAGCGGAGAUGAACGGCGAAGUGAAGAGGAUCAGGAGACCCCCCGAGGACGGCGAGAGCUGCGCGAGAGCCGCGGCCACCAGCGCAGAUGUCUAGACACACCAGCGAGCGAGGAGAAGCGGAGAAAGAGAGAUAGGCGGAGAAGGAGACGAGGCGACACAGAGAGUUCUGAAAGUCGUGACGAGGAAGAAACGCAGAGGCCAAAGAGAGAACGAAGGCGAUCUGAGGCUGGACGGAACACACGAGAGCGAACAGUCGUCAUCAGCGACGAAGACGAGGACGAAGAACUUCAACUUGCUCUCGCCCUCUCCGCGUCCUUGCAGGAUGGCUGUGAAUGUGCUGUCCCGAUAGUCGCGGAGGAAGAGAGAGCAGAGAGAGAUGCCCAGGUUUUCAGUGCCCCUGUGCGGACAGAGAAGAAGCGAGAAGAGAAGGAGGAGGACGCUAGGCGCUCCCAACGAAGAGAGGAAGCACUGAACAUUCAGGAAAAAAACAAAUCGCAUACAGUCGACGAACGCAGGAAAACAAGCAUCGCAGAGGCCAGAGACAGGCAAGACAGCUGCGGACUUGAGGGAGGAGUGGAAGCAAGCGAACGAGAAGAAGAAAAUGAAAAAAAGGGGGUAAGUGUCGCAGACACGACAAGGUGGGAUUGGCGCCGGCGGAGAGAAGACGAGGAGAGGAGACGCGAAGCAAGUCAACGGAGGAGAGAGGCUGAGUUUCAGACGGUGCGAGUUCAGGAAUCGAACCGCCUCAGCUCAGACGCCUCGUGGGAGAGAGGAGAGAAGGAAGAGGAAACAGAGAAAGUCGACGAGACGUCCACUUCAGACACUAGCUCGAAGGGAAGGGCAGCGAAUGCUUCUGCGGAGAGAAGAAGCACUGUGUCGGAAGAGUCGAGUUCUUCAGAGGGAGAAGAAAGUAAGAAGGCUGGCCGCGAUCACGAGAAGCGACGGCACCCAGGAAGAUUCAACGCUUCUGACACUCUCGAGAACAGGGGAACGGUGAGACAAGGAGUGGACCAUGGCUCGGUAGAGGAAGUUGAAGAUGACGACGACGAAGACGAAGACCUGCAACUUGCUCUCGCUCUUUCCAUCUCAGAGCAGCACGAUGUGUACCACCAGUGUCGAUUGUUUUCCCCGCGUGACCCGUCGGAGACAGGGGAGGGUGAUUCCGCGUCUUUUCGUUGUAAAAAACUCCAAGCAGCCCCUCCUUGUGGAGAUGUUUCAAACGGUCGCGGUCAGAUCUCGCCCUCUGCUUCGGCUUCUCAAGCUUCUCCACAGGAGUCUAGCGAAAGCAAAGCAGGCGUAUUGGAGAGCUCAGAAAGAGCCACAAACGAAUCCCUGCAGGUUGGUCUGUUAAGCGCCGCCGACCCUCGCGAUUCUUCUCCCCAAAGCGACCAGAGAGGCGAAGCGACGUCAGAGAGAGACUUCAUGUCCUCGCUCUCGCCUCCUAUUUCGCCCACCGAGAUCCGACAGAAGGUGCUAGCAGACGACUGCGAUAUCCCCUCUAACCUCCGAAGGCGGCACCCUGAGGCAGAACAGACAACAGCUGCGCAUGCAUCGAGUAAAACAGGCGCGAACGCAGACGAACGAACCGCAGGCGAGGCUGCAGCGGCCCACGUGACCGCAGGAAACGAGGAGGGAGACCGAGAAGCGACGCAGCAGGUGUCAGAGUCUGAAGAAACCACGGCGGCUUUUGAGCCUGCGCAGAUGAAGCGAGGAGUCCCAAACUAUAAAGUACCGACACCGACAGAGGGGCGAUUCUCAGCGGUUCCGGGGGUGCCUAUCGAAGACGGCAGUUCGUCGGUUUCGUCACCCGCUUCAGACGUUGCAGACUCUGACUUUGAACCUGAGCGUCGUCGCCCAAGACGGAGACGCAAGACGAAAGAACGCGAAAAGCUUUCUGAAGAGGAAGCUGCUGUUUCCGAGAGCUUCAGCGAUAGUCCAUGUUCAUCUCUGGCCGAGGAAGAGAUGUCGAAAUCGCCCUCGAGCGACUCGGACGCAGAAGAUGUUAAACCUAAGGAUGGACGAAGAACGACGAGAAAGCUUGGGGGUGGUGCAGCGCGAGCUGUGCCGGCGAGGUCAAGAAGUCAGCAAACAGGAUGUGCCAAUAGAGUCAAACUGCAGCCUUCACAGCAGCGUAGCGCAUCAUCUGCGGAGAGAGAGAAGAGUAUACGGAGCAGGUGUCAGGAGGGCGGUGGGGAUGGGCAUGAGGGAGCACGUGAAAGGGAGGCUAAAAGCAAGAAAGGGAAGGAACGGAAGUUGGUGAAGGAACGGCAACGAGCAGCAGAGCGGGAGGCGGCGGCAACAGCAGCAUGCCUCUGGAAAAGAGAGAAGCUGCAGGAAGCGUGUGUGUACAUCUGGAAGGUUUUGACGAACGCCGUCGCUUCUCCUGUGCCUCUGUCGUUUUUGCGUGAUCAAGGACGUGAACGUGGCGCUGCGAAAAGCAACUCGCGCCCCGGCGGAGGGAAGCUUGCCGCCCUUCUGCACCAUGCGCAACGCGAAGAACAGGCGAAGAUCAUCCCUGCGCCUUUCGGAUCGAUGUCUUCUGUGUUUUCUCCCUCACAAAACGCGGCACCUUCUGGACAAGACGAAGCGCCGGAAAGGGCGGCGGGUGACAGGAAAGACGAGCGCGUCUUUGCUGUAGCGAACCCUGUCGAUUCGAGUUGUGGCACAACCAGCUUGUGCCCGCCAGGGGCGGCCGCUCAGCCUGUGUGA